GAGAGAGAGAGAGAGAGAGAGAGAUGGCGACCUUGAAGAUACUGGUGACAUGGUUCAUUUUAGCCUUGGCGCCAGCGGGGCUAUGUGCUGCGCGUGCGCAAGAGAGCACGCCCGUGUACCACGUAAACAGCAAGGAGCGCAAGCAGCAUUCCCAGUCCAAACGCGCCUACGUGACGCUUUUGUACGGUGACGAGUUCUUAUUGGGCGUUCGAGUGCUGGGGCAAUCUCUUCGGGAAACAGGCACGACGAAAGACAUGGUGGUUCUUGUUUCUUCUGGAGUUUCUGAACCCGGCAUCUCCGUUCUUGAAGCGGACGGUUGGAUCGUCGAUCGAGUCGUUCUUCUUGAUAAUCCUAUUCACAACCACCCUUCUCGAUUCUGGGGUGUUUACACGAAGCUACGCAUCUUUAACAUGACGCAAUACGACAAACUUGUGUACCUCGAUGCUGACACUAUCGUUGUGAAGAGCAUUGAAGACAUGUUCGACUGCCAAGGCUUUUGCGCCAACCUGAAACACUCUGAACGGUUAAAUUCCGGCGUGAUGGUAGUUGAACCAUCGGCUACGUUGUACGCAGACAUGAUGUCCAAGAUCGACAAGCUGCCGUCGUAUACCGGAGGAGAUCAAGGGUUUUUGAAUGCCUAUUUCCCCGAUUUUCCUAACGCUCGCAUAUUUGAACCACGGAAGAUCGAUUCUCGAGCUGUGUCAUCUGCAGGGGAGGAGGAAGGGGAAGGGGAAGGAGAGAAGCAGGAGAAUGAUGAUGGCGACAGGGACGACGAGGACGUAGAGGACAAGGAGGACGAUGAGGAGAAGGACGUCAAGGGGGGGCGGGGGGGGGAUUCUGUCUCUUCUCUGCUGGGGCGACAGCAAGGAGGUGGUGGUGCGGAGGUAGUGAGAUCGUCGAACGGCGAGAAGCGGCAGCAGCAGCAGGAGCAAUCGGAAGGGGUAAGGAUGGAGAGACUGGCAACGGCAUACAAUGCGGAUGUUGGUCUUUAUAUUUUGAAUUCGAACAAGUGGAUGAUUGAUGAGAAGGAUCUGCGUGUCAUACAUUUCACGUUGGGACCGUUGAAACCGUGGGACUGGUGGACAGAUUGGCUGCUGAAGCCUGUCGAUCAGUGGCAGGAGAUCAGGAGACGAUUACCAGCGUCUGUGAGUGGCGCGAAAGGGGGGGGGUCGUGGAGGCUGACGUGUGCCGUCCACGUGUUGUUCGUUCUUCCCAUCAUCGCCUUGCUCGUGGUGUAUCGACGAUGGAUACUUCACUUUUACAAGGAGCUGGCGGGGCGGAUCUUCAGGGCGGUGACCACCUCUUGCGGUGCCGGCAGCUGCGGUUCGAGGCACUCCCUCUUCUUCUUUUGUUGUUGGCGACAACAGAAAUCUUCGCAUUACGCCGUGAUUUCUUCCCCCGCCUCCUCCUCAAGCAGUCUUCCAGGCAUCGCUUCCGCCGUGGCGGAGACGCGGGAGAAAGGACGUGUUCCGGUCUUCCUUGGGCCGGUGUCUGUCUGUGUCUGCUUCUUCAUCGUCCUGAUCUCCACGGGUGGGGCAAUGUACCUCGUGCCCCGGCAAGUGCGGCCGUGGGAAGGAUUGCUGCUGCUGUACGAGUGGACUUUCCUCGCCUUUUCUCUGCUGUUUGGCAAGUACUUGGAGUCGGUGCAGGCGUGGGGAAGGCUGGCGGCGGCGACGGCGGCGCAAGCAGGGGGAGGAGCGGAUGGCGCGCAGAAGUAUGGGCAGUCCGGGUCCAAGGGGAAGACGGGAAACGGCAAGACCUCGACGAUUGUCGUGUGGGAUCCCGACACGCUUCUAUAUUCUCUUGGCAUGAUCUUCUUCUCCAUCCUCGCUCCAUCGCUGCCUUUCUUGCUGCGGGUCGAUUCGUUCUUCCCAUGGAUCGGAUGUCUGUUCGUCGGGGUCGCGAUGCUGAUCUCCUUCUUGACCCACGCUGCCGAAAGGCUGGCCGUCAGAUGGUAUAUCCUCGGUCGAGACGAGUGGACGCAAUCUCGCUGCUUUGAGUGCUGUCUAGUGUAAUAGGGGCCAAGGAUGAUCGCUGCGGCGUACUUUUGAUUCGUAUCUUCCUUCGUUUGUUGUUUUCUCUUAUUUUGAUUGAUUGAUUGAUUGAUUGAUUGAUCGAUUCUUCGCUUGUUUAUAUGGACGGGCACGCGUAGAUAUUGUUAAUCAGAUCUGUAGAUAUUUCUGUCAUCUGUUUCCUUAAACCACCUCGCACGAGCAUUUGUCGAACGAUAAGAGAGAGCGAUAAAAGAGAGAGAGAGAGAGAGAGAGAGAGAGAGAGAGAGAGAGAGAGAGAGAGAGAGAGAAAUAAAAGGACAGGUUGGGCAAGGUUCGAAAAGGCGGGAAGAAGGGAAGGAGGAGUUCUUGGGGAGAAGUUGGCGGUUGGACUGAAGGGAGAUACGGGGAAAGAGUGAGUGCAGAGACGAUCUUUAGGACGAUCAACGAGAAAUCAGCGGGAAGAACACUGGCAAUGGUAAGGGGCGUAAUACUCGCGGAAGAAAGGUAGGGGCGUAAUACUUUUAGAGGAGAAGAAGCUAGGUGACGAGCAAGAAAAUCAAAAGUAUAGGAGUGG
Messenger RNA from Chara braunii, 2568 nucleotides. The record is from the annotation of a GenBank genome assembly. NCBI's taxonomy places the organism in Eukaryota, Viridiplantae, Streptophyta, Charophyceae, Charales, Characeae.